UCCAAAGAAAGGGACCAGUUAGGUUUUUUGAAAGUUUAAACUACGCGUAUACGGUGAUGUCAAAUUCUUAUGCUAUCUUACAGCGAUAUCUCGAAAUAAGGCUCUUCAGCGUUUGAGGUAUUAGCUGGUUCCACCAACCACCAUGCACCAUUUUAAUUCGUUUUUUCCCCCUUACUGUUUUACAGUUAUUGAGCUCAUUGUUUGCAGCAUUUUAUUCUGUAGUUCACUUUGUUUACUUAAUUUGUUUUCUCCUUUUGUAUUUUUGUUGUAUUGACUCUUUCAUUCAAGCUUAAGCACAAAAAAAAAAAGAAUUUGAAAACCCUAUUUUAUUCCAAAGGGCUUUAGCCAGAAUAUGCUUUCAUAUCAGUGGAAAAGCUUAAUUUGAUAGUUGAAGUGUUAAAUGUAGUUCUUCUAGUAUGUUAUUGUGUUGGCUGAGAAGAAUGAGAGCAUACCAAAUAGAAAAGCUUUAGGCACCGUUCUAAUUGCAUAAUGAAUGCUAUGUAAUAUCUUUAUCCUUUUGUGUGUGUGAAAUCUGAGGAAAAUAUUGUAUCACUGUGUACUGAAGAAAAUGCUUUAGUACCUUAGUCUACAACGAUUGUUAUAGUAGUACUGUUCUGUAUUUGAUGCUCUUUGCAUAUUGGAUGUAACAAUGAUUUUUUGGAAUGCCUAUGAAUAUCACCUUUUGAAAGCUUUAUAAUAUUGGGGUUGUGCUUCUAUAUAAAUUUUGUUUUUAGAAAGAGGAACUCAUUUUGAAGAUGUUGAAUGGGAACUGUUGUACCAGAUUAGCUGUUGGAUGGUAACUGUUGUACCAGAUUAGCUGUUUUUGUUCUUGCAUGUUUUUUAGUUAUCAUGCUAUGCUGAUGGGUCCUAUUCAUGCCAUGUUGAUUAUUUUUCUGAACUUACAUGUUGAUUUAAAACCACCUACAGCUAUUGGGUUCUGUUUCUUGUCAAGCAGAGUAAGUAGAACUGUUUUUGUUGGAUUGUUUAUAAUUAAACUUAAAUCUUGGAUUGUUUUCUAAUAUACUUUGCUGCCCUAGUCAGUCAAUCUUGGAUUGAUUUUCUGUUACAUCUUGGUCUUUUCUUUUGUUAAAUGACCACAAGGCCAUUCUCAUAUUGUCUGUAUGAUUAUUACUAUUUUUUUUUUUAUUUUUACUUUGAAUAUUCAACAGAUUUCAGAUCAUUUGGCCCUUUUCAGCUUUUCUUUUUUCAGAAUAAAAUGACGAAAUUUUGUCACUGUUGAUGGGACUCCUUAGGUUGUUGUUUAGUGUUUUGGCUUUUGGGGGACCGCAUUAGCUUGUGUUUCAUAUCAAUUUUCUUGCCCAAGGGUAGCUUAGCAUGGAUGUGUGGAAAUUUCCAACUGUAUGUCAAUUAAAUGUAUUGGUUGUUUUCCUCAGCUUAAUGUUUUUUUUAUAUAAUUCUAACAUUCUAGUGAAUGAUAAUGAAGAACACUACUAUAGGAAUUGGGAUGUCUAAGAAGUUCUUUGUUAAAUUGGAAUUCCAUUUAUAUGCAUCUUUCCUUUGUGAUAAAAUUGUAACUGCUUCCUUAAUCCUUUUGUUAUCUGGUUUUAUCCCGAUGUUGUCCAUGGGUGGUAUUAUCAAUUCACACAUUUCUAUAUUGAUGGUUCAGUUUAUUACCCACAAUCCAGUUCUUUUACUCAUUGGAUGGUAACAUAAGAAAUCCCAUCUAAUAUUUCCGGCCUUGUUUCAUGUCUAGUAUUGCAUGCUAUGUUAGCCAUUGUGAUUGUCAUCAUUGUGGUAAAAAGUUACCAAGCUGGACAGGAUGUCCCCAUAUAUGCAGUUUGGCUUUCCAUUUUUAUAUCAUCUUUGUAUGUUCUUAAUAGUAAGUAUAUUUUAUUACAAGAUUUAAUUUUAAUUAGGCUUACAAGGCUCUGUGGGCUUUUUGUCUGACCCAUAUGGGCUAUGGCUGGACUCGGUUGGUCUUGACAGUUUUAUCUUAACUGGAACUUUCAUUCACCUUUUGCCAUUGAAGUACUCUGCCUGCUAGGUGUGAUGUACUACUACUUGUUUUCCUUUCAUACCUGCUGUGUCUCUUCCUGUUAAACCUCAAGUUGCUUCUGCAAACUAUAUGCUGCUAAAGCCACAAAAAGUGAAGCUGAUUGCAUAAAUAGAAUAUGAUUGAGAGCUAAUAACUAAUUCAGAUGAUCUUGUAAAGGUUACAAUCAGUCAUUUUACAUGAAGAGGAGGGAUCUUUUAGUCAAGCUAUUAGAAACUUGCUGCAGUAAGAUAUCAAUCCCACAGUUGCACUCACAGUGUUUGAAAGUGGGCCUUGCCCAUGAUAGUUUCGUUGUUACCAAGCUUAAUGUUCUUUAUGCUAGAUAUGCAUCACUUUGCCAUGCACAUAAGCUUUUUGAAGAAACACCUUGCAAAACUGUCUAUCUAUGGAAUGCUUUACUUAGGAGCUAUUUUUUGGAAGGAAAAUGGGUAGAGACCUUAUCUCUAUUCCAUCAAAUGAAUGCCGAUGCAAUAACUGAGGAAAGACCUGACAAUUACACAGUGUCUAUUGCUUUGAAAUCAUGUUCUGGUUUGCAGAAGCUUGAGCUGGGGAAAAUGAUUCAUGGAUUUCUCAAGAAGAAGAAGAUAGAUAAUGACAUGUUUGUAGGGUCUGCAUUGAUUGAGUUGUAUUCGAAGUGUGGACAAAUGAAUGAUGCUGUGAAAGUGUUUACAGAGUAUCCAAAACAAGACGUGGUUUUAUGGACUUCAAUAAUUACUGGGUAUGAGCAGAAUGGAAGUCCUGAACUUGCACUUGCAUUUUUCUCCCGAAUGGUUGUGUUGGAGCAAGUAAGUCCUGAUCCAGUAACACUUGUUAGUGCUGCUUCUGCUUGUGCCCAGUUAUCUGAUUUUAACCUUGGAAGAAGUGUACAUGGAUUUGUAAAACGAAGGGGUUUUGAUACUAAGUUAUGUUUGGCCAAUUCUAUUCUAAAUUUAUAUGGAAAAACUGGUUCCAUCAGGAGUGCAGCUAAUUUGUUCAGGGAAAUGCCAUAUAAAGAUAUUAUAUCUUGGAGCUCAAUGGUUGCCUGUUAUGCGGAUAAUGGAGCUGAAACUAAUGCGUUAAAUCUUUUCAAUGAAAUGAUAGAUAAGAGAAUUGAACUCAACAGGGUUACUGUCAUUAGUGCAUUGCGAGCUUGUGCUUCCAGUUCAAAUUUGGAAGAAGGUAAGCAUAUUCAUAAAUUAGCAGUCAAUUAUGGUUUUGAGUUGGAUAUUACUGUCUCUACAGCUCUUAUGGACAUGUACAUGAAGUGCUUCUCACCUAAAAAUGCAAUUGACCUUUUCAACAGAAUGCCCAAGAAGGAUGUAGUUUCUUGGGCUGUUUUGUUUAGUGGCUAUGCUGAAAUUGGAAUGGCACACAAGUCCCUGGGGGUUUUCUGCAACAUGUUAUCUUAUGGAACUCGACCUGAUGCUAUUGCUCUAGUGAAGAUUCUUGCUGCUAGUUCAGAAUUGGGGAUUGUUCAACAAGCUUUAUGUCUUCAUGCUUUUGUAUCUAAAAGUGGAUUUGACAAUAAUGAAUUUAUUGGAGCGUCACUCAUAGAGUUGUAUGCAAAAUGUAGUAGCAUAGAUAAUGCUAACAAGGUUUUCAAAGGAAUGAGACGUAAAGAUGUUGUUACCUGGAGCUCAAUAAUUGCAGCUUACGGAUUCCAUGGGCAAGGAGAAGAGGCUUUGAAAUUAUUUUAUCAGAUGUCUAAUCAUUCAGAUGUUAAGCCUAACGAUGUAACCUUUGUCUCAAUUCUAUCUGCCUGUAGUCAUGCAGGUUUGAUUGAAGAAGGGAUAAAGAUGUUUCAUGUCAUGGUGAAUGAAUACCAAUUGAUGCCCAAUACAGAGCAUUACGGGAUAAUGGUUGAUCUUCUUGGUCGAAUGGGAGAGUUGGAUAAGGCCUUGGACAUGAUUAAUGAGAUGCCCAUGCAAGCUGGGCCUCAUGUAUGGGGAGCCUUACUUGGUGCUUGUCGUAUACAUCAAAAUAUUAAGAUAGGGGAGCUUGCAGCUCUGAAUCUUUUCCUGUUAGACCCUAAUCACGCAGGGUAUUAUACACUUUUAUCAAAUAUAUAUUGUGUGGACAAGAAUUGGCAUGAUGCUGCUAAACUCAGGACAUUGAUAAAGGAGAAUAGGUUUAAGAAGAUUGUUGGUCAAAGCAUGGUUGAGAUAAAGAACGAGGUUCACAGUUUCAUAGCUAGUGAUAGAUUUCAUGGUGAAUCUGAUCAGAUUUAUGGAAUGCUGAGAAAAUUAGAUGCAAGAAUGAAAGAAGAAGGUUAUGAUCCUCCUGUACAGACACAAGAAAUAUAGUUCUAAUCUUGACUGUGUGGAACGUUAAAUCUGAUGGAAGACAAUUAUCAACCUCUGGUGCAAAAGUCAAGGAAUUAUUUUAAUUAAUUACACGGAAAACAUUUUCUUCUUC
Molecule: messenger RNA, 4408 nt
Organism: Glycine soja
Lineage: Eukaryota; Viridiplantae; Streptophyta; Magnoliopsida; Fabales; Fabaceae
Product: putative pentatricopeptide repeat-containing protein At3g01580
Exons: 2
Coding region: 2194-4296 (700 amino acids)
Biological process (GO): RNA modification
Molecular function (GO): protein binding; RNA binding
Source: RefSeq, a predicted model, not a curated record